Cynoglossus semilaevis (tongue sole) is the source of this 5471-nucleotide messenger RNA. It is a transcript of the gene znf365, whose product is annotated as zinc finger protein 365. The record is from RefSeq and is a predicted model, not a curated record. Lineage: Eukaryota; Metazoa; Chordata; Actinopteri; Pleuronectiformes; Cynoglossidae. Gene Ontology annotation, biological process: regulation of DNA strand resection involved in replication fork processing; telomere maintenance; regulation of neuron projection development. Bases 250 to 1629 code for a protein of 459 amino acids. The transcript is spliced from 6 exons.
UUCCGUGCUUUGAUUUUGAAAGGUAAUAGCGGAUCGGCUAACGGGAUAACUGUGCUGCUGGACGGGUAAACGAAUGAAUGAGUGGAUGAAUAAAUGAAUGUGUGAAGGUAUGACAGGAUGACUGCUGCUUCGUCCGCUACAAGAAAUUGACUAUGAGGAUGACAAUGAAGGGUAACAUGAUGAUGAUAAAGUUGAUCGAUCGCGGUCGUUUCUGCUCCGCAGUGGAAUCUCAGCAGCAGCUGUAGAGUCAUGCAACAGAAGUUGUCCUCCAGAGGUUCUGGUUCUUUCUUCUUAGAGAGGACUGGGCAGGCCUGUGGUGCCGUUACAGAUGCUGUCACUUCCUGUGACCUCCCAUUCCGCUGCCCGCGCUGUGGCGAUCAGGAGCGGUUCUGUAGCUUAGCGUCACUUCGUGCUCACCUGGAAUUCCGACACUCGUACCGUUCACCUGACAUGAAUGCAGGUGGUUUUAGUAUCACUGGAAAACUCCCAGACCCUCUGAUGGCAGUGAUCCCCUGGUAUGACAUGAGUCUACCCACCCGUAGGGGGCAGCAUAGCUCAUGGCGGCCACCUCAUGUACGUUCCCUCAGCGACAGCAGAGACGGCGAGUGUCUGCCCUCGUAUAGUUCAGCCCGCAGACGGACACAAAGUGUUGGAGUGGGAACACAGGCCGAGGAGGAGGAAGAUGAGGAAGAGGGGACAGAGGAUGAAGACGAUGAGGAAGAUGAAGAGGAAGACGACAGAGAUGGAGGUAGUAAUGAUGACCACAUCAAAAUAUCCACAAAAAGGUCAAACUCAGGCCACCGUCACUUCCUCUUCUCCUCUGUGGCUCCUCUGGGACCUCCACCUGACCUGGACCUGGACCAAGACCUGGACCUAAUUAACCACAACCCAUACACUGGUCUGGAGACGGCUGCGGCCUCCGUGGCUGUGAGACGGCGGCUGGCCAGUAUUCUGCGUGCAGCGGACAGCACCAUGCAGCGGCGUCUGGCCCGAGUGAGCACAGAACUGGCCCAGACUGACACGCAGCUCCUGUGUGAGCGCGCUCAUUCACUGCACCUUGCCCAGGAGAGACAGGAAAUGGCAGAUCGGGAGCGCUCUUUGAGUCGGCAGGUGGAUGUGGCCGUCAUGGUGAUCGCGGCGCUGAGAGAGCAGCUCAACGCCUCGGAGAAUGAACUUGAGCGACGAGAGAGGGAGGUGAUCACCAUCCAGAAGUUUCUGGAAGCAGCCGCCCGACAGGAGACCAAUGGAAAAGUUCGAAUCCAGUGCUUCAUUGAGAACCUACUGAGACGAAUCGCUUUGGCAGAGAGACUGGUGGAGUACUACCAGGUCAAUGGAAGUCCACUGACUCAGUCCAACCGCUACAAGGAGACUGAUAACGGGCCUCAGAGAAUCACUAAGAGCAGGUCAGCAGUCGGUCCACUCUCCUCUUCCUCCAUCAUCCACCACAGCAGGACAAAUUCUUCUUCCUCUCAGUUUGUGGGCCACCAACCCUCCUUUAAAUCGGCGAACGAGCGCGAGCGUGAGCACCGUGAACGUUUGGCUCAGUCGUCCAAACUCUUCUGUCGGCCUGAACACAGGGACGACAUCUGGAAGCAGCAGCGGCGCCGAUCUGCAGGGUAUGAACUGUAAAAGAGCCAGAGGGGGCGGAGUCCGAAUCUGGAUUCAGUUUAAUAAUCUAUGGAAAAUCAGCAGCAUCGCGAUAUUAGCAUAUCAUGUAAUCUGUAAGAAUUGGUAUGGUUUAUCUUCCAAUAAUGAAAACCUGAUAACGCAAUGCCUCAAGUCAUGGGUACCAUAAAAUACUUUUGAGUAUAAAACUACGGCUGUAUGUUAAAAUCACUAGAUGGCAGCAUUGCAGCUAAUUUAAUUAAUCUCAUACUCGUACAGUGGUUUGUACAGAUAAAUAAAUAAAUAUUACCAGGCCUAUAUUGGAAUCGGAAAUUAAGUGUUCGGACAAUAUCAGCAUAUCGGAUAUCGGCAAAAACUUAAUAUCGGAUAUCUGUAGGUGUAGGCUUUUCCACAUAGGAUUAAACUGAAUCUGAUCUGUAGUAGAACGACAGUAAAAUAAACCUCACGCAUUGAAUGUGAAAACUCAAAUGUGAAUAAGAAAAUUUUACAUUUUCGUACAUCCAGUCUUGAACCUUGUCUCCAGACUGUUUCUCUGAGUUCUUGGUUAAGGAUGCCAGUCUUUAUGUUUUAAUCUCAGAGUUAAUGUUGAUGUUUGGAUUUUGGAUAAAGACAAACGAUUCUUCACGUGUGGAUUUCUGGACCGGUGUUAGGAUGCUGUUAGAACUCCAGUGGAACCACAGCCUGUAGCAUCUAUCUGUUGAAAGUAAGGGGAGGAUGUGUCCCAGGAGGAACAUUUUCUGGUUCCAUAGAUUUGAUGGAGGCUCAUCUGUGGAGAACGUCUGGAUGUUUGUCGACAUUUGUGUUCCUUGAACUGAACUUUUUUUUUCUUCUGGUUCCUGUUUAACGUGGACUGUACCUGUUGGUGAUCAGUGGAGAUAUGACAUCAUAUUUUAUUUAUGUAAAAAUGACAUGUAAAUAUAAAUAUAAUAUAUAUUUAAAUAUAUUUACUAGAUAUAUUCAAGGCAGAUAGUCUUCUUUAUCUUGUUUUUUUGUGUAAUUAUUAUUGAUAAUGUGAUCAAAUGUGUGGAAAUACUUAUUUAUUCAAUAAUUAAAGUGUUGUUUAAAGACGUUAGAAUCAGUUUGUACAGAUCUGUGAGCGAUUAGUUGUCCUGGUCUGUGGUUGGAGUUUGUAGAAAACUUUAUUGAGCAGAUUUUACAACGAUAAAAAAGUGAAUCUUCAUUGUAGAAAUCCAGUGUUUUGUCUACACAGAAGAGGUCUCUAAGAACUGUUUUAUUUUUUGUGAGAAUGUUUUAACAGAAUUUAACAGAAAGCACUUUGACGAGUGUGGUUUUGAGCUUGACAAUCAGAGGGUCUUGAAAACUGGAAAAAUAUGGCUUUCUAACGGUGAAAAAAGAAAAAAAACACAGAGACUAAGGUGUUUGGAUAUAAUUAAAGUCAACAGUGGAGUUCUAGGUUUAAGGAUUAGUGAAACUCAGUAUUGUGCCUUCAUUCUGAAAUUUUGUCAUCUGUUAAAAGAAAAGUGUGGAUUUCUUUCCUUCAUUUCCCAUUUAAAAAAAAUAAAAACAAACUACAAACCACCUUCCUCUGCCUCAUUAAUUUUAUUUAAAAAACAAAUGUGGUGAUAAGGGUUUGGAAGUUGUGUAAGGUUCUACAAAAACAGAUUUGGAGACGUGGGCGUGUCUGCAGAUUGCAGCUUUGACAGAGACCACGUGGCGGCACUGUUGUUACAUAUACAAUAAUACUAUUACGGAAUUGUUUAUUAUAGUUGUAAAUUUAAAUAUAUUGAAUUAAUGAAUGUACAUUAAUUGGAAUAUUAUUGUAUUAACUUAUUACCUAAGUUUGAAGUCAUGAAGUAAAAUUAUUGACAGAAAAAGUAGUACUUAAAACAUCACUUGAAGAUUUAAACAGGAGAAAAAGACAAAAAGCCCCCCAAGUAAUUAGCAUUUAAUCUCGCGUCAUUCAGCUUGAAGCCUCGACAACAGAACUUUUCGUACUCUCUGGUGUUUCUGUGCUCUGUGUUUGUGUGUCAGUGUGUGGUAAACGUGUUGCUCUGUCAGUGCCUCACGGUGCGUUUGUAUACACUGCUGGUGAUUUUUUCACGUGAUAACGCCAGGAUUUGACGUCACAGCGGGGUCUGAGUGCACCAUGGUCCUCACGCAGCACCAUAGACUUUAUCACUGCAACGUUUUCUGGACAUAUCAGAGCAAAACAUCUACACACAGUCAGCGAAAGAAAACACACAUGAACAGCUGAGCUGCUGUGACACAGAUAAGCAAAUAAAAGUCAGAGAAACAAAAACAACUGGUCUAAACAUGGGCACGAAAUACUUUUUUUUACAUUUCUGAAAUGUAUUUCAGAAAUUUAGAAAAUGUUAAAAAUUCUAAAAAUGUCUUUGUUUGUUUGAUCCGUGAUAUAAAUUACAAAGAAAUUGAACACAAAGUCACAAUUGAACUUAUGUUAUAAGUGAAAGUAGUGGCGUCAAAACUUCUACAUUGUCUGCUUUGAGAAUCAUAGAUUUUCUCUGUGGAGUUUGGUACAGGAGAGAAAACAUUUGUGCUCCCACUCACAGCUUCCUGUCUAAGCCCAGUGGAUUUUAUUUCUGUGGCAAAACACAUUUGGAUCCACUUGACUUGAAGAGUCUGAGGACCGACGGCACGCAAACCUCAGAGGAGAACAUCCUCAAACCCAGAUCUGAGAUUAGGGCCUUAGAAAUCCAGACACAUAACAACUGGAGCAUCUUUCUGAAAAAAGUGGGGGUUUUUUGUUUUGUUUUUUAAAUUAUCAUUUAUUACUGAUAUUUUUAAAUGUUACUGGAGGUCAGUUUUGUAGUUGUACUGUAAGACAUCUCUUUGCCAACAUACUAUCAUCACCUUGGUCCAGGUCUGGUAAACAGAGGCUGAACAUGCCAUAUGUGGUUUAAAUGACCAUUUUCAGGCCUAGUUAAACAGAGAAACCAUCCAAUAUACUGAUGUUGUUAUUUCAACUUGAAUGAACUUGGUUCUGGACCAGGAUGUGUCGGGUCUUUGACAUCUGCUGCCUGGUUUUAACUCAAGACUUUGAUUCCUUCUCCCACCACCAGGCAGAUGAUGACAUCACUGUGAGUGAAAGUGUGACGGAUAUCUUCAAAAACACAGGAUCCCACGCCACUCGCCUCUUCACUUUCUCCCAGCCAAACCCCCCUUUUCCUCACCCGCCCACUCACAGCGUGACAUGGAGCACAGUAUAAAUUACUCCACACACUCAAGGUGUGUGACAUCAUACUGGUUCUGUCCAAACAACAUGUUCGCCUUUGAUGGACAGGAAGUGAAGAGUGGAACAAAAAUAGACGCUGUGAUUCAGAACACCAACAGUUCCAAAAACUGACAAGGGGCCAAACUGUGGGGACACAGUGUCAUCCAAAUUAAACAAACAAAGUUUGGAGACAGCACACACUAACAGUGUGUACAGAGCAGCAGGAGUGUGUCCAGUGUGUGAACUGCACGCAGACCACCUCAUAUCACUACAGGCCUGUUUUUAAGAGCAGAAAAAAUAAAUAUAUAUAUAUAUAAAGAGAAAAAAAUGAUAGUCCAAGAAAACUAGUUGGCUUUUCCAUCAGGUCAUUGCACAGAAACUGACCUUAUUAUUAUUUUAAAUGAUCUUUUGGCAACAACUGGUGUUGAUGGUUUGAUCUGUGGCUGUUGACACAGAUGGAUCCAGUACAGUCUGCUUUGACACUGAGGUUUGUUGACACAUUGGUUUUUAUCUUAUCCUUUAAACAAAGCUGUCAUCAUUGGAAUGUUUACUUAUUUUUCAGCAAUAUUAUCUACAUAAGGGUAAGAAACACCUAAUGGUAAUCAUAAAUUAAUUAAUAUUCCUAUUAAUUUAAUUCCUAUUUAUUUAAUAU